GAGAAGCCGGCCAGGUGUAUUGCGGAGCAGCUCACCUGAAGCUGGUCAUGAGCAGCGCUCCAUGACGCCAGCCGGCACACGGGAGCAGAGCGACUGAGGAGCCACCACGGGACACAGGAUGGUGAGGUGUUGGAGACCUUCACAAAGCGCUUCGGAGGAAGUUCAGUGCAAGGAUGGGGGUUCGGCAGCGUCCCCCAAGUUCCCACACAAGGCAUUCUGGGUGAUUCUGUCCGCCUCUCUGCUCCUGGUCAUUGUAGUCCUCGGUGUGACGGGACAUCUUGGGCUACCAAAAACUGAGUUUCCGAUUGUCCGAACCACAGUACCGGAUCAAACCGGAGCUCUGGUCAACCAGUCAGCUCUGGUGGACAAGGAGAACAACCUGGUGACCUUCUCAGUGACCUCACAGGCCAACCACACAGCCACAGUGGUCUUUGACAAUAACAAGGGUUUGAUAUGUUACAAGCCUGUUGACCAAGACAGCUGCUUCCUGCAGAAGAUGGAGAAGUCCGACUAUGAAAAUGUGUACUCCCUCCUUCACCAGCCAACACCCAAGAGGAGUCAGUUCCUGUUGUCCGGGAACGAGACCCUGUGGCAGACGGAGUUCCUCGGGGUGCUCGCUGACAGUCAGGUGGAUUCAUCCACCCUGGAAGAGCCUUUUCGAACUCUGUGUCAGGACGGCUCCGUCCACUGGACCAGGAGGGUCGACGGCCCGGGGAAACAGCGACUGGUCUACUUCUGCAUCGACAUCUGCUUUCCCACCAACAUCUGUGUGUCCGUGUGCUUCUACUACCUGCCCGAGUGACCACACAGACCUGCCCUCCCUCUCCUCCCGGCCCCCGUACCCAACACGGCAGAAACAAACUCACCCUUCUCACCUCCUGACCGAGCCAAGGCAACCCCGCGCCAGCUUCCAAAGCACAGCUUAGGGGGACGGAGGGAGGAAGGAGAAGAGAAGCCAGGUUUGACCAUUUCCCCUGUGCCAUGGAGCCACCCCUGCUGCCAGCCAGUGAACCAGCCAAACCCCCCCUUCCUCCCUUCCCUCUGAGACGAGAUGGAGACAGGCUGUCAUGGUUAUCUCCCGAGCCCCUUCGUCACUCUCUUCAUCUGUAAUACCCUCUCUCUCUCUCUGGCAGCAGAGUCCAGAGAUUAUGAAAGAAAGAUUCUUUUCUUUUUGUAUGUCUUGUAACCUACCACUCCAGAGUCAUUACUUGUAACCUUUCCUGCUGUGCUGGAGUUUUGUGAUCUCUCCAAUAAAGGACGGUUGUGUA
Messenger RNA from Lampris incognitus (smalleye Pacific opah), 1268 nucleotides. RefSeq names its product BRICHOS domain containing 5 (gene bricd5). The transcript has 6 exons. The record is from RefSeq and is a predicted model, not a curated record. Gene Ontology annotation, biological process: regulation of cell population proliferation. Bases 119 to 802 code for a protein of 227 amino acids. Lineage: Eukaryota; Metazoa; Chordata; Actinopteri; Lampriformes; Lampridae.